This is a messenger RNA of Pelagomonas calceolata, 1240 nucleotides long. Lineage: Eukaryota; Pelagophyceae; Pelagomonadales; Pelagomonadaceae. The record is from the annotation of a GenBank genome assembly.
CUUUGAGAGGUCAUCUGAGGGCAAUUAGACUCCUGAUUAGCAGCAGUUGUGCACAACAAUGCUCGGCGCGCUACCAGAUGAUAUCAAUUUGCACGUCGUAGACUUCUGCGCGCCGGACUGCGUCGGACCACUUGCGGUUUCAUCGCGCGCGCAGCGCGACCUGCUGAAAAAAGACGACCUUGCUUGGUGCGGACGUCUUGUUGCGCGCUGGCCACGCGAGGGCGCGGCGCUGUGCUCGGUUCGGCCGCGCGCUACUGCGCGGCAACUCUACCGCGCGUUCGACACGAGAAAGGACGCGCGGACGAAUAUCCUCCGGCGCCCGGAGCGCUGCGUCGGCAACGAAGCAUCGAAAAAGAUCCUAUACAGAAGGGACUGCGAGAAUGCCGACCCCGACAGACUCGUUUUCAUCGUCUGCGUCGGGCCUUUUGCCGGCGAAGCGGAGUGGGAUCCGAAUUCAGAUCUCGCGGCGGGAGUUCGCUGGGAGCCGGACGCGAGCGAGACACGUUUCGACGACGUCAAGCUUCCUGAGGGCACCGAAUGGCACAGGAUGGGUUCCGAGGAGUGCGAGGAGGCCGUGGGCGUUCACGUCGCCCAGACUCUCCACGUCAUCGACAUGCGGACCCUGAGGUGCGUGACGCUCUUUUCGGACAUGCUGACCUGGUCGGUCGAAGUAAUGGAUGGGUACGCCCGCUAUGCUCUGCCCGAGGACGAUGGCAACUUGCAGGCGUAUUCCUCUGACACGGCCUUCUUUAGACAUAAUUUAUUGACGGAAUUCCCUGAAGAUUAUGGUUACGGCCGGCUGGAAAACUUAUAUGAUGCCGGGCGCCUGGGCUCUGUGGGAGCCUAUGCGAUCGAGCACACCAUGGCCGACCCCACACUCCAGCUUUUUCACGACGAUUCUGGCGUACUGCGCCUGAAACAUGUUCACGUGAACUUCGCUCACGGCAGCGCUUUCGUCACGAUGAGGUCGCAUAUCGAAGUGAGUGAGUUUUUUAUCGAUAUGAUCGAGCAGACUCACGACGCUGCUUGGUUGAGAGCGCCCCACCCAGCCGAUGCUACUGCUUGGUUUGACAAUGGCAAUGGGCUCGCCGACAACCGGCGUCGGGGCGUGCGCGAGAUGGGACCAACCCCUUUGGCUCUCGCCGAUGCCGGGGCGUGGUAGAAGCAACAGCCUUUAAAUUAUCACAUUCACUGACCUUCCGCGCCAUCGCCUCGCCGCUGCAGACACCGUUAACACCAC